AUGACGCGGCCCGUCUGGGCGCUGCUCGUCGGCACGGAGCGCUUCCGGCGGACGCGCGUCGCCGUCGCGAGCCGCUGCGACGAGCCCGCGUGGGCGCGCGAGCUCCUCAAGAUGUUCGAGGCCGAGCCCGGCGUGAGCUUCUGGGACGCCUGCGACGGCGGCGAGCUCUGCGAGAUCUACAAGGGCAGCAAGAAGGACCACUUCCGCGCGCUGCAGAAGAAGACGAACGUCGCGUUCGACGACAUGCUCUUCUUCGACGACGAC
Molecule: messenger RNA, 264 nt
Organism: Aureococcus anophagefferens
Lineage: Eukaryota; Pelagophyceae; Pelagomonadales; Pelagomonadaceae
Exons: 1
Molecular function (GO): acid phosphatase activity
Source: RefSeq, a predicted model, not a curated record